AUGAGAGCUAUAGUCUAUAAAAGUACUGAUUACUGCUCUGCUGCUGGUGAAGAGAAACUAAAUCAGUUUCUUAUGAUGUGGCAUUUUGGAGUACAACGAGAGUAUUUUGACUUACUGAUACGGUUAAUCCCGUAUGGGCUACAGUUACUGUUUCUUUCUAUCGUUUAUCCAGAAGUAUUUCCAAAUAUAUAUACUCCUCCUAGACAGUUUAUGAAAGCUCAGAAAAAAACUCCAAUUGAGUUUUUUGAGCCUUCUAAAUCGCAAAAGAUUGAUGAGAUAUCUAAGACUAAGACGACAACUGAAUGCCGACGUCAAAUUUCGCCUAGCACUUCUUGUUUCUUCAAUGAAAGCUUCAAAAAUCAAGCUUUACGAUCCAGCAGCUUUAGCAGUGCGAUGACUGAGGAUAUCGAGACAUUUGAGUCAAAGAUGUUAAGUUAUGCUGCUUCUAAAAAUAACAAGUACCAGAAUAGUUCACUACUUAGUUUUAAUGGGAAAGACAAAGCUUUCGUUUCUCCUGUUGUGCCAAAGAAAAAAAUCCCCACUAGGCGAAGUCAUGCUAAAGAUAACAGUCAACAGGAUUAUCAUCGUGAACGAACUUAUGAGAGCGAUGGUCUUACUUAUUCUUCCAAUAAAAGGGCGAAGCCAGAAGGCAGUUCAGUUCUUCGACACAACCUUUCUAUGGUGAAACAUAUUGAACGUAUUCGUUCUGCCAGAGCUGCAGAGAGUUUUUCCAAUAGCUCAAUGCUUGAUUGCAAAAGAUGCGAAUCAAUUUCGAAGACUGCAGGUUAUAACCGGCCGACAAGGACACGCCGCGGAAUUCCCAAAGAAGUUGAGUCGACACCACGGCGAAUGUUUCCGAUGAAGAAAAGAUGUAAUUUGCUUGACGUUAAAUAA
Molecule: messenger RNA, 894 nt
Organism: Enterobius vermicularis (human pinworm)
Lineage: Eukaryota; Metazoa; Nematoda; Chromadorea; Rhabditida; Oxyuridae
Source: the annotation of a GenBank genome assembly